AUGGUCCCCAGUGUCGUCAUCUUGCCAAUACAUCAGCAUCGCAAGCAUGUCGAGCGACUACAGUACCAUGCCGCCCUGGGCCGGCUGUACAAAAGCCGGUGCUCACUGACCUUCGAAGACACGCUAACGCUGCCAUAUGCUGUCAGCAGCAAACACCCACCGCAUCAAACGCCCAGGACCUCCACGCUUACGUUCACAGGAGGCUCAACCCACACACACAGUAGGACGUAUGCGGAUAUGGCACAUACUAUGAGAUACGCAGGCAUGCCUGGGUAUAGUGCGUUGGGUAGACAGGAGCGCGGAGAGGCGUCUGAGGAGGGUAGGAGUGGGAGUGGGAGUGGUAAUGUUCGGUACAAACUGGUAGCGGUCAUGGUCCACCAGGGGGGGGAUCUGGGCGGGCAUUUCUAUACGUAUCGGAGAUUGCCGGUACAACGUCCCAUACGCAUGGCAACGAGUGGGUGUACAGACACACACUCGAGCUCGCAGUUCACAUUUGAGCUGUCUGAGAAUACGAACAUGCGUACGGCAGAACAUACCGUACAGCCGACUGCACCACCCGCGGCACCAGAUGUUGUAUCGCACACAUCAGCUUACACACUCGGGCACGGAACACCGCACACACCCCAAACCACCACUCAACGUACGCCAACACACACUACACAUCACAAAACAGCCGCACACCCAGCACCACAUACACCCCAAUCCACCACUCAACGCACGCCAACACACAAUACACAUCACACAACAGCCGCCCACCCAGCACCACAGGCCACGACGGCCCCUGGGCUAACCUGCACUUCCGGCGCGUGCGAAGAGCCGGGUACGAGUGGGGAUGCGUGUGCAAGCAAGCAACGCCACACUACACGUAGUAAGAAGGAGCCGUCGAGUGUAGGCCAAGCUAGGGGUAGCGCAGACAGUACUACGCACACAGACACAAACAUACACACAGGCACGCAAGCACCUUCUGCGAAGGCAUUGAAUGCUUUCGCGGAUGGAGAGGAUACCGAUCACUCCACUAGGGAGGAUGAUGUGGGUGAUGAAUGGUACUUGGUGUCCGAUGAGACAGUGAGACGCGUGGAAUUCUCGACAGUGCAGGCAGACUCGGCCUACAUGUUGCUGUACGAACGCAUAUGAGUCUCUCUGUACAUGCAGAUAGA
Sphaeroforma arctica JP610 is the source of this 1157-nucleotide messenger RNA. RefSeq lists its product as hypothetical. Gene Ontology annotation, molecular function: cysteine-type deubiquitinase activity. NCBI's taxonomy places the organism in Eukaryota, Ichthyosporea, Ichthyophonida. The transcript is spliced from 3 exons. The record is from RefSeq and is a predicted model, not a curated record. The coding region runs from base 1 to 1134 and encodes 377 amino acids.